AUGUUUGCUGCUCAUGUCAGCCUUUUGAAAGAAAUCGGUAAAGGCGAACGCGUGGCUCUUUCCCGCCUCUCUAUCGAGCAUUUGCAGAAACAAUCUCGACCCCUUCGAAUCGCUAUUGAUGCCGCAAUCUGGAAUUUCCAGACCCAGCACGGCGGGCAAGGGGGCAAAAACCCGGCUCUUCGAACACUCUUCUACCGCCUUGUCAAGUUACUGGCUUUGCCUGUUCAGCCUGUCUUCGUCUAUGAUGGCAAGAAUAAACCUCUCACGAAACGGGGACGGACAGUGUCGAAAUGGCAUGGGGGAUGCGUCGAGAGCGAAAUGUCAAAGGGUUUAGUUUCCCUGUUUCGAUAUCCCACGCACGUGGCGCCGGGGGAAGCAGAGGCAGAGUGUGCGAUGCUUCAGCGGAAAGGGAUCGUGGAUGCGGUUAUGACACAGGAUGUUGAUGCCAUCAUGUUUGGCUCUGGCCUCACGCUACGGGAUUGGUCGAAGGAGGGAAAUGGGAAGAAAGGCAACAAGACUGCCACACAUGUGAGCGUUUUGGAUUUGCAUCGGGUGAAGAAGCUCAGCGGGUUAGAUCCUGAGGGAAUGAUUCUGGUAGCACUCUUGAGCGGUGGCGAUUAUGAUGAGGAUGGCGUUGCCGGAAUUGGAAGUACGCUGGCGUGCGAGAUCGCCAGGGCAGGGUUUGGAAGCGACCUUUUGGACCUAGUGAGGAGCGGAGACGAAGAUGGAAUCACAGAAUGGAGGGAGCGACUACAAUUCGAGCUCGAGACCAACGAGAGCGGCUAUUUCAAGAUGAAAAGGAAAUCGAUACGAAUUCCCGACAACUUCCCCGACAGAAAGAUACUGGGAUACUAUAUGAAUCCUGCAGUCACACCAGCGGACGAAUUGAAGAGAUUGGAAAAGUCAUGGGUCAAGGCCUGGGAUGGAGAAAUCGAUAUGCAAGCCCUUCGUGUCUAUGCUGCGGAAAUGUUCGACUGGAUGUACAAACCGGGUGCUUGGAAGUUUGUGCGAGUGAUGGCCCCGGCUCUCCUUGCGGACCGGCUACAACGUGGUGCAGCAGCAUCGCAUAUCACAUCUUCUGACCAAAUCACCGAACGACGACAACAUUUUGUGAGUGACGGGAUCCCAGAACUCAGGGUGACGGUGAUCCCAGAGGAAGUCGUUGGACUGGAUCUCGCUGCGGAAAAGGACAGCCCCGAACAUCUACAACUUCUUGCCGAGGAAGAGAAUGAAGGAGUGGAGGGCGAAACGGAAACUGCAGGUACGGACGGAAAUGCUCCUCUGAGCCCUUCCAAGAAGCGCAAAUCUCCUCCGUGGCUGCCCAAUGCGCCAGCAAAGAUGUGGAUUGCCCAGGCCAUUGUCGAGAUCGGGGCUCGCGAGCACGUCCAACGGUGGGAACAGAUCCAGUUCGAGAUCAACAAUGAUCCCAAGAAGUUUGCUGCGCGGAAGUGUGCAAAGCAGAAAGAGAAAAAGUCGAAAACGACUGGAGGUAUGCAGCCUGGGGCUCUUUUAAACUACGUCGUCACUGCCAACGAGGCUGCUGAGCCUGAGGUAUACCCUGCAAAGUCCAUCUCAUCGCCUCGUCCCCGCCCAAAGGCCAACGUCAGCGAACCGCGAAGGUCCAAGUCCACCAAAUCCAAAUCCAGCCAGAUGAACGAUGGGCAGUCCCCCACGAUGUUUGAGCAUUUCAAGUCCACCAAGAGUCGUCAUGAUUUCCAUGAGACAGUGUCAGCACGCGACAGUGUAUCGUUUGACACUGUCAGAACCAGUAUUGGCAGUGGAGACGACCCAUUCGUACUCAGCGACCAGACCUGUAGUGACAAACAUUCGAGGCCCUCGACUUCAAGCUCAACAGAGACGGGACGGCGGAUCGUACACGAGUCAUCUCAGCUUUAUGGAAACACGAUUCAACCGAUGCUCCACGAUACAAGGCAGCUUGUGCUCUCGCAACGCGAAAAAAAGUCAGAGAAGGUCUUGGCGAAGGUGACAUCGGGAGAGGACCUAUCCAGAAAUGCGAUCGAAGAGGAAUCCCUCCCCUUCUCUUCGCCAGUCCGGGGAAAAUCCAACUCAGCAGUGGACUAUCGAGAAACGCAGGAAACCUUUGAUUCGCUGAGCAACAUCACACGGCGGACGCCCAGGAAAAGAGCAAAUAAGUACCGAGCUCUCACCGAGGUUGGAGGAUCGAGUGAGAUCCUCGCCGAACCUCAACGGCGUAUCGUGAGUUUCUUUAAGCCAUAUGUGCGCGAGAAGGCGCCACCGUCCCAAGCAGCACCAGCCGAAGGAGAAAGUCGUCCAGUCGAAGUUCUGCCAAAGCUACCGUCGGAAAAGUCUGCAAACCCAUCUUCGGCCAUGCACAUCCAUGCAAUUCCCAGGCCAAGUCUUCCAGGCACCUGGAAAGAAGUCGAAUGCGAAUUUGGCUCGACAUAA
Molecule: messenger RNA, 2427 nt
Organism: Fonsecaea nubica
Lineage: Eukaryota; Fungi; Ascomycota; Eurotiomycetes; Chaetothyriales; Herpotrichiellaceae
Exons: 2
Coding region: 1-2427 (808 amino acids)
Molecular function (GO): 5'-flap endonuclease activity; crossover junction DNA endonuclease activity
Source: RefSeq, a predicted model, not a curated record